Zymoseptoria tritici IPO323 is the source of this 621-nucleotide messenger RNA. RefSeq lists its product as uncharacterized. Lineage: Eukaryota; Fungi; Ascomycota; Dothideomycetes; Mycosphaerellales; Mycosphaerellaceae. Gene Ontology annotation, molecular function: protein binding. The annotation marks the transcript as partial. The transcript has a single exon. The record is from RefSeq and is a predicted model, not a curated record.
GUCCACAAAGAGCGAUUGACGGACAGCUCUCCGUUCUUCGCAGCGGCAAUGAAGAAAGAUUGGAACGAGGGUCAAACCGGCGAGAUUCUGUUACCAGACGACAGCUUCCAGCAAGCGGAGCUGUACGUCAAUUGGCUGUAUAGCGGUUUUUUGUUCACUCAAGACGCGACACCGCCUUGCGAACACGACAGCACAGAAAACAAAACCUUGAUUGCUGCCUACAUAUUUGGCGAGAAGAUUCAAGACUGCAACUACAAGGAUGCUAUCAUCGAUGCCCUCAUCUGUGCAGCCGGUACGAAGGAUGUCGAAGGUAUGCGAUGGUAUCCGACGGGCAUGACCGUGGACUUUGCAUUCGAUAAAACGCCAGAAGCAUCUCCGCUACGCCGAUUGCUGCUCGAUAUGUACCUUCGGCAUGGUCACAAGGAUUGGGUGAGCAACAAAAAUGUGGACUUCUUAACGCUUCUCGCUCAGGGAUUGUUUGAGGUCAAGGCUUCGUCAUCAGGUCCGGAUCCGACCGCAUCGACAAGCAACAGCUGCUCGUAUCACCAGCACGCCAAGGACAAAGACUGUCACAGUCGGAAAAUGUCUUCGAGAGCCCAGACAGGCCCUGAAGGUCCUUGA